AGACUACAAACCCCAGAGAUACUUGCGGCAUCUCGCGCAAACGUCUGUGGUUGAAAGUGGCAAAGGCGUCCGAGCCGGAGGAAGUAGACUUCACUGACCCUUAAGACGACCAAGCGCAACUAUGAACUUGGAGCGGGUGUCCAACGAGGAGAAGUUGAACCUGUGCCGGAAGUACUACCUGGGUGGGUUUGCUUUCCUGCCUUUUCUCUGGUUGGUCAACAUCUUCUGGUUCUUCCGAGAGGCAUUCCUUGUGCCGGCAUACACAGAGCAGAGCCAAAUCAAAGGCUAUGUCUGGCGCUCAGCUGUGGGCUUCCUCUUCUGGGUGAUUGUACUCACCACCUGGAUCACCAUUUUCCAGAUCUACCGGCCCCGUUGGGGUGCCCUUGGGGACUAUCUCUCCUUCACCAUACCCCUGGGUACCCCCUGACAACUUCUGCACAGGCCUGAGACCUGCUCAUUCUCCCAGGAUGGGGUCCUCUACUCUGAGCCUACUCUUAAGCCCCUAAGACUUGUUCCCAUCUAUGUUCUCUGCUCACAUUCCCCAAUAAAUGACCCUAAUUGUCUAUGUUGACUUCCUGGGAUCUUUUGGAUGUUAAAAUAUAAAGUGAUUAUUACUAUUCAGAAGCAUUUAUUGAAUGCUUACUUUGUGCCAGGCUUAGUGCUUCACACAUUAUGUGCAUUUUUUUUUUCACUAAAUACUACUCAUAACCCUCUGAAAUAGGAAAUUUCCGGCUCUAGUAACCUAUUUUACUAAUGCAGAACCAAGAAAGGAAUAAUGCUUCUACUCGGGGCUGCUAUCUCGUACUGGUAGUAUGUGAAUUUGAAAACAUUAUUUUCCCACUUGAUCUCAGUAUUCUCAUCUAUAGUGUUGAUCACAUUGCUACUUCCUAGAAUUGAUCUGGGUCAAGGCAUAUGUGGUAAAUUGAAGCUUCCCAUUUUCUGAAGAUGUCUGCUUUAUUAGAGAAGGAGAGAAGGCUUCUAUGACCAUCCCUACCGUGGUACUCAGUAUGUUCCUUUCAGGCUAUAUUCAUUCCCCUACUACACCUCAUUAAAUCGUUUUAUUUGUUUAUUGCCUAUCUUCCAUCUUCUAAAAUAAAAACCCUAUUAGGGCAAAGA
This is a messenger RNA of Hipposideros armiger (great roundleaf bat), 1116 nucleotides long. It is a transcript of the gene PSENEN, whose product is annotated as presenilin enhancer, gamma-secretase subunit. The transcript has 4 exons. Gene Ontology annotation, biological process: Notch receptor processing. The record is from RefSeq and is a predicted model, not a curated record. Lineage: Eukaryota; Metazoa; Chordata; Mammalia; Chiroptera; Hipposideridae. Gene Ontology annotation, cellular component: gamma-secretase complex. Bases 122 to 427 code for a protein of 101 amino acids.